Molecule: messenger RNA, 650 nt
Organism: Anopheles bellator
Lineage: Eukaryota; Metazoa; Arthropoda; Insecta; Diptera; Culicidae
Gene: mRpS18C
Product: small ribosomal subunit protein bS18m
Exons: 2
Coding region: 73-513 (146 amino acids)
Biological process (GO): mitochondrial translation
Cellular component (GO): ribosome; mitochondrial small ribosomal subunit
Molecular function (GO): small ribosomal subunit rRNA binding; structural constituent of ribosome
Source: RefSeq, a predicted model, not a curated record
AGCGCAUAGGAAGUAAACAAAACACAUUGAAGUGAAAGAAGCACGUGAAAAGUAGUAAAAAUCUCUAUCGGAAUGAUUUCGCGUCUUUCAACAAAGGCCACGAUCGGCAUGUGGAGUUACAUAAACCGCACGGUCUGCGUUCGGCCGGCGCAAAUCAGAGCAUUGACGGGUAUUCGAAAACAACAUACACACCGGCCCGGUAGCGAUGCACCCGUUGAACUGGAGGCGAACCCAUUCGCAAAAGACCAGCCACAGUGCAUCCUCUGCAAACAUAACAUUAGUCCGGACUACAAGAACGUCCAGUUACUGUCGCAGUUUCAGAGCCAAUACACCGGUCGUGUGUACGGGCGCCACAUUACCGGAUUGUGCAAGCAACGGCACGAACAGGUGGAGAAGGAGAUUAUCAAAUCACAGAACGCUGGCCUCAUGCCCACCUAUCACAAGGCGGUAGAAUUCCUGAACGAUCCGAAGCUGUUUGAUCCGGAGAAGGCAGUACGUCCUCAUAAAUAUUGAAAACCGAGAAUAGCUGAGUUCAGCAGCGAAGGCACACAUUUUGCAUGUAGAUUCGUAUUUUGUUUUUUCGAUUAUCACGUUGAAACAUGAUCAAUAAAACUGCGCGCUCAUUAGAAUGAAAUCUCGCAAUAGUCCUG